AUGGGCGCUGUUAGGAAAAUCAAGACCAAGCGCAGGACUCGGGACUACGAUCAAGUCCGUGCCGAUAUCCAAACGCCUAAGCACCUCACGCAGUACAAGGCUACCAAAGAUGCAGAGGAUCUGCCUGGUUUAGGGCAACACUACUGUGUCGAAUGCUCCAAGUGGUUUGAAAGUGAAUUCAACCUGGUCGGACACAGAAAGGGCAAGAACCACAAGAGAAGACUCCGUCUUCUCCGUGAGGAAGCCCAUUCGCAAAAGGCUGCGGAGGCCGCAGUCGGCCUGGGUACCGACAAUGGCGUGAGAGUGCAGGAAGAGACCGUGCUAGCCAUGGAAGAUUAA
This is a messenger RNA of Aspergillus saccharolyticus JOP 1030-1, 339 nucleotides long. RefSeq names its product putative C2H2 finger domain protein. The record is from RefSeq and is a predicted model, not a curated record. The transcript is spliced from 3 exons. The coding region runs from base 1 to 339 and encodes 112 amino acids. Gene Ontology annotation, molecular function: zinc ion binding; nucleic acid binding. Lineage: Eukaryota; Fungi; Ascomycota; Eurotiomycetes; Eurotiales; Aspergillaceae.